Homarus americanus (American lobster) is the source of this 2192-nucleotide messenger RNA. Its product is annotated as NADH-cytochrome b5 reductase-like. The transcript has a single exon. The record is from RefSeq and is a predicted model, not a curated record. Lineage: Eukaryota; Metazoa; Arthropoda; Malacostraca; Decapoda; Nephropidae. Gene Ontology annotation, molecular function: oxidoreductase activity. Bases 1 to 930 code for a protein of 309 amino acids.
AUGGAGACCAGGGAACUUGUUGACAUUGAGGAAUUGCUCCCACCCAAACCCCGGGCACCGAAGCCAAGUGACUGUUGUGGAAGUGGGUGUUGUCCGUGUGUACAUGAUAUAUAUGAACAAGACUUGAAAACUUGGAAAAAGGAGUGUGAACUUAUUCGAAAUGGUGGCAGAGAAGAGGAACCACAUGCCAUUAGUGCAGUUCAACCAGAAAAAUGGAAGGAGUUUGAAAUUAUAAAAAUAAAUGAUAUUAACAACAACACUUACCUUUACACCUUUAAGCUAAAUGAUGAUGAACAUUUAGGAUUAAACAUUGGACAUCAUUUGAUAGUUAAACAAAGAAUAAAUGGGAAGGCAGUUACAAGGCAAUACACACCCGUCUCUGCCAUAAACAAAAGAGGAUCAUUUGAAGUUCUUAUUAAAAUUUAUCCUACAGGAAAAAUUACUCCAAUAAUUAAAGAAUGGAAAGUAGGAGAUUUGAUACCUUGGAGAGGACCUUUUGGCAGCUUCACAUACAAAAUCAACAGUUAUAAGCGCAUCCUUAUGUUAGCAGCGGGCACUGGCAUUGCACCCAUGUAUCAGAUCAUAAAAUCAAUUCUUGAAAAUGAAGAUGAUGAGACAUUCGUCAGGUUGUACUACGCUUCCAAAAGUUUUUCUAAUAUUUUGCUUCGAGAUGAAUUAUCCAACUAUUGUCAGUUCUGGAAUUUUACAAUGUGUCAUUACUUGAGUGGGGAGGUUGAUAUGGGUCAAAAAAGGUACAGGGAAGAAGCAAUGGACAGGAGAAUGGCAAAGGAUGAUAUCCGGCAGGAACUGGUGAAGGGCCAAGUAGACUCGACCUUAGUACUUGUAUGUGGAACUAAGUCAUUUGAUAAAGAUAUGGUGAACGCUGCCAAAGAUGCCAAUAUUCCCAACCAAAAUAUUUUUAAAUUUUGAAAGAUAUAUAUUAUAUACACGUAAUAUUUUUUACUCCAUUGUGUAUUUCCAGAGCUGCAAGUAUGAGUAUACUGUACACCUACAUGAAAGUUUUAAAACUCGUCAGAUUCGGUCAUUAAUUUUAUAAUAAAUUCAUGGUAGAACCUCAGAAAUCAGAUUUCUAGGAGUUGCAGAAAAUUAUCACUUCUGAAAAUAAUUCAUAACAUACAAAAAUAUUAAUUGUACUCUCUGGAGAGCAGAUAAUGCCAUUAAGUGAACAUGCAGCCACCUGCAGUCAUGCCUGAGCCCAUAGUGUAAAUAAUUAUUAGUGGAUUCAUAUGAGGCAGAGCUUGUUCUAUGACUUACGGUCGUGUGAAUGGCUAACAUUACUGUACAGUACAUGAAAUUAAUUUUGACUAUUUUUAUGAUUAUUUAAAAUGUGAGAUACGUUUCAAAUACAAAAUCUAAAGAGUGAGCUAAAUAAAAUUGUCAAACAUAAGCGAAAUAAAAUAUUAAAAGUGGCAUCCGCAUAGUGAUGGGGUUAAUGGUUGUGCACCAUCGAACUGGACCUUAUUUUACCCCAUAAUCCUCGAUAAAGAAAUACCUCGUGCUUUCAAAUGGGGAAAUGCCAUUGGUAGAAUGACCUUGUUGAGAAAACUAGAAGAUUCACAGGUCUGGCACACACUUCAUUCAAAUAGUUACAGAUCUCUGAGGUUGUACUUUAAUUCAUCAAAUGCUAAUUUCUUGUAACUUGCAGUUCCUAAUAUUUAAAGGAUUGUGUGUUUAGUGAGACAGUAUAGAUGUUUGCCAAAGCAACUUUAUAAUGUGCUUGUUACCUUAUGGGACUCUGUGUGUCAGGUGCAAGGUUUGUAUUACUAAUUUAAUGAAUUCAUUAAUGUUAAUGUAUGUGCUCUGACCUAAUGAGGUUACAAUAUUUGACUUGUAUUUUUCUUAUAUCAGUGACAAGUUAACCUUAAUUGUACAGUAUUUUAAAUCGAGAAAUCUUGCUAAGGAAUCUUGACAAUUCUUAUUGUGUAUAAGAAAAUUAUCAGCACCUAAUUUGUCAGGAUUUAUUGUUCCAGCUUGUCGAAGGCUCAUACUAUGGCAGUGAUGGUGCUCAUUGUGGAUUCACAUUUACACUGAGACUAUUUAACAAUUUUAGAUUUAAGUAAGAAGCUUUGAAAAUCUGGGACUUUAGUUUCUAUUGUAAUGUUCACCAUUUGUCAUCUUAAAUACCUGUACAAUACAUUUGAAGAACAUUUAUAAAGAAUACACUUUAAGAA